CUCGGGCUUGAUAAACAAAGGAGUUUUUAUUUUAGACUCAAACUCGACUCGAACUCGAUAAGGCUCGACUUGUUUCGAGCUUUUUCUCGAGCCGAUCUCGAGUAACUCGCGAGCCGGUCGGCCCGUUUGCACGCCUUACAACAACAUAAAAACCAAAGGGCUCAAUCUUAACAUCAUCCCCAAUAAACCCACUCCCCCGCCCAUCUUCUUCCUCCAAUUAACAACAUCCAUUCUGCAUUCUUCCAACCUCUUUAUUUUACAAAUUGCAAUAAGGGGUUCCAAUCCCCACGGUUAAACUCACAACUGUCCACCUCACAACAACUUAUCCACGUGUCACUAACCGCCACUUUUUAUUUAAACCCCUUCAACUAUCAUAAUAUCAUAUUCAUCUUAUAACUAACCAAUUUUUGUUCUUCUGUCUGGCUUCUCAAAAGGAUCAACAAUUCACAAGUUAUCAAGCUGCAAUGGAUGGAGUUAUCGGCUUUGAAGAUGGUGAUGUUGCGAGUUUAAUAUCGUCUCCUGAAGGAAAGCCAACCAUUGAUAUAGGAAAACAAAUCUUCUGUAACAGUGCAGUCAACAUGAAAAAUAUAGUCGCUGUCGGUUUUGACAUGGACUAUACUUUAGCACAAUACAAACCAGAUACGUUCGAGUCCCUUGCGUAUGACGGGACAAUUGAGAAGCUAGUUACCAACCUCGGGUAUCCGAAAGAGCUACUGGAAUGGUCGUUUGACUGGACAUACAUGGUUAGAGGACUCGUGCUCGACAAAAAAAGAGGAAAUGUACUGAAGAUGGACAGGCAUAAAUAUGUGAAAGUAGCAUAUCAUGGAUUUCGAUUGAUAUCGAAGAAUGAAAAGGUUGCUACGUACGGGAAUACUUUCACGAGAGAUGCGUUCGAUGGGCCCGACUAUGCGCACAUUGACACCCUUUUUUCACUUGCUGAAGCGUACUUGUUUGCUCAGCUUGUUGAUUUUAAGGAUAGCAAUCCGGAGAAAAUGUCAGAAGUAAAAGACUACUAUUGUAUCUACACCGAUGUCCGCUCUGCUAUCGAUAUGUGUCACCGUGAUGGAUCUUUGAAGGAAAUGGUUGCAAAAGAUCCAAAAAAGUAUAUUAACAAGGACAAUUCUAUAGUCCCAAUGCUUAAAAUGUUAAAAACUUCUGGGCGUGCUGUAUUCAUGGUGACCAACAGCCUAUGGGAUUAUACGAAUGUUGUGAUGAAUUUUGUAUUUGGGGCGCGAACAAUGGAUGGCGAUUCCUCUUUGAGCCUUGAUUGGCUCCAACAUUUUGAUUUUGUCAUCACUGGCAGCGCGAAGCCAGGCUUUUUCCAUGAUGAAAACCGUGCUAAUAUUUUUAUGGUCGAGACAGACUCGGGGAAGCUUGUUAACACUGACAAUGGCACUCCACUUGCUCAGGUGGGAAGCCCCGCUUUAGAGUUGCCCAAUCAGAUUCCAAAUAAGCAUUGCAAGGUGUUUCAGGGAGGUAAUGUUGGCCAUCUGCAUAAACUACUUAAUGUGGGAUCAAGUUCACAGGUUUUGUAUGUCGGAGAUCAUAUAUACGGGGAUAUCUUACGGAGCAAAAAAGUUUUGGGCUGGAGGACAAUGCUUAUUGUUCCGGAACUUGAAAAGGAGGCUAGAGUUCUCUCGUCCUCGAGGGAGACUCGAAAGAGACUCCAACUGCUAAGAAGUGAGCGAGAUCAAAUCGAAGAUCAAACCCAUCAUUUGAAGUGGUCCCUUGAGCAUGGAAAUCUGGAUGCUGGUGAAAGAGAAAAGCUCACUUCAAAUCUUGAAGUACUUCAGGUUCAAGGUGCCCGUGUUCGUGCAUCACAUCAAGAGUCUCAAAAAAGUUUCCAUCAGAAGUUCCAUCCCGUGUGGGGCCAGCUUAUGAAAACCGGUUAUCAAAACUCCCGCUUUGCACACCAGGUGGAGAGAUUUGCUUGUCUGUACACAAGUCAAGUUGGCAACCUGGGGUUAUACCCUCCGGCGAAAUACUACAGGCCCGGUGAGGACUUAAUGGCACAUGAGUCGGAUGUACUCACAAAGUAAAAAAGCAUAGUAUGUUGUUAUGAUACUCUCUCAGUUCCAAAUGCAUGCUGAGUUAAACCCGACCCGAACCGAGUCUCAGCCAAUUAGUUUGUUUGUUUGUUUGUUGUGUGCUGUGUAUGUCUAUGACUCCAUGCUUGUUAGUGUCAGUUGUUCUUUUCUGCAUAUUGUUGUUUAAAUUCAAAACAAUAGGCACAA
Helianthus annuus (common sunflower) is the source of this 2234-nucleotide messenger RNA. RefSeq names its product 5'-nucleotidase domain-containing protein 4. Gene Ontology annotation, molecular function: 5'-nucleotidase activity. NCBI's taxonomy places the organism in Eukaryota, Viridiplantae, Streptophyta, Magnoliopsida, Asterales, Asteraceae. The coding region runs from base 465 to 2039 and encodes 524 amino acids. The record is from RefSeq and is a predicted model, not a curated record. The transcript is spliced from 16 exons.